AGAAGAUAAUCAAUAUCUUCGGGAGAUAUAUCAAUAUAUCUUCAGGAAUUAUUCUAAAUAUUUUCUGAAUUCAACUCUUAUAAACAUUCAAAAAUUUGAGGUGGUAAUACUGAUUCCGUUCAAAGAAUAAAUUUACAGAGCCCUCUGUAAAAUCGACUUUCAUUAAACGAAAGCAAUUUGCUUGUAAAAAAUUCAUAUAUUAUUGCUGUUUCAUCUUAAUUAUAAUUCAGAUUUAACAGUACUUGAGUUACAGCAAAAACAAAAUUAAUUACAAGAAUGACAAAUAUCCUCCAACAAAAUAACUAUUCAAACUGUUUAGAGGAAUUUAAGAAACCUGGAAAUUUACCACCACCAUCACCAUUUUUUGUAAAAACAAAUUAUGAAGUUAAUAAUUUAGAUUAUAGGUUUGAAUUUGUCAGAUUAAAAAGCUUUAAAAAGUGGCCCGUCUCAUUUGUAAACCCUAGGACUCUUGCAGCGGCAGGGUUUUAUUACGUGGGUGAAAGUGAUCGUGUACAAUGUUUUGAAUGUCAGAUAGAAUUAUAUAACUGGGAGCAAGGAGAUAUUCCUAUGGUUGAUCAUGAACGUUCUUCACCAAGUUGUCGCUUUGUGAGAAAUAUUCCAUGCGGUAACGUACCUAUCGAUACUGAUCCUGCUUUGGUAAAUUUACCAAGCCCUCGUAGCCAAGAUGUUUGUGGAAUAUAUAAUCUAGAAAGUCAAUCAAAGUUCGAUAAAGAAAGAAAUAAGUUAAGAUCUUUAGGAAUUGAAAGGCCAAAAUCACCAGUAUAUACAAAAUAUGCCAGCAUAGAAUCUAGAAUAAGGAGCUUUGAUACGUGGCCAAAAUCUUUCCCACCAGACAAGAACCAAUUGGCAGAAGCUGGAUUUUUUUAUACCGGAAAAGAAGAUCAAACAGUAUGCUUCCACUGUGGAGGUGGAUUAAAAGAUUGGAAACCGGAGGAUGAUCCAUGGGACCAACACGCUAAGUGGUUUUCAAAAUGUUAUUAUCUUUUAAUGGCUAAAGGAAAAGAGUAUGUGAAUGCAGCGACGGGACAAUGUGUAACAUCUUCAUCAUCAUCAUCAUCAUCAUCAUCAUCAUCAUCCAAUGAGGUAACUUUAGAUAUCAAACUGCUCCCUUUCAUCGAGAACCUUGAGAAACAAUCACUAAAGGAAGUAUCUAAAUCAGAGGAACUUGAGAAUAAUCCCAAGUCCAAAAACAAUGAUAUAAAAAGUUCGAGUUCUAAUCCAUCCAACUCUAUGACAGAAAAGGAAUAUGAGAAAGAUGGAAGAUUAUGUAAAAUCUGUUUCAAUGCAGAAAUGAGUAUAGUAUUUUUACCUUGCAAACAUAUGGUUUCAUGUCUUAAUUGCGCAUCUAUUUUAUCUCAAUGUCCUAUUUGUCGAAAACCAAUAGAUUUAGUAAUAACAGCAAUCUUAUCUUAAAAAGUAUUAUCAAUAUGUAUUAUACAGUAACUAUUAAUCAGAUAGAAGAACUCAUAUAUAAGAGUAUUUCUAAUUGUUUAU
This is a messenger RNA of Vespa mandarinia (Asian giant hornet), 1515 nucleotides long. Its product is annotated as baculoviral IAP repeat-containing protein 8-like. Gene Ontology annotation, molecular function: cysteine-type endopeptidase inhibitor activity involved in apoptotic process; ubiquitin protein ligase activity. The record is from RefSeq and is a predicted model, not a curated record. Gene Ontology annotation, cellular component: nucleus; cytoplasm. Gene Ontology annotation, biological process: negative regulation of apoptotic process; regulation of cell cycle; positive regulation of protein ubiquitination. Lineage: Eukaryota; Metazoa; Arthropoda; Insecta; Hymenoptera; Vespidae.